UUUUAGCUAAUACACGUGAAAACCGAAAAACCUGUCGACAUAACUACACGUGAACCAUCUUCAGCUGCAUUCACACCACGGCACCACCACAAAAUUUUUAGAAAAGUUCACAAUCCUUCAUGCAUAAUGUGAUACAACAGUAACACAAUAUAUAUACCAUUAUACAACCGCUCUCUCUUUCUCUGGCUGUUUUAUCUUUUGUUUUAACUUCUCUCUCAUUUUUCGAUGCUUUCUUCAAUGGCGAAUACUCAUUUUCUCAUUUUGACAGUUCUAUUGUGUCUUCUUUCGGUACAGUUCUGUAAAGUUUCAUCAGGGGCUUUGGCUAUUUGGAAGAAUCACCAGAAGCACCCCUACCAUAGACGCCCAAUGCUUUCAUCUAAUCAAAGUUCAUGCUCAUUGUUUACGGGCACCUGGGUUCGUGACGAAACUUAUCCACUGUACCAAUCUUCAUGUCAAAUCAUAGACCCAGAGUUCAAUUGCCAAAUGUACGGCAGACCCGACACUGAUUACCUCAAGUACCGAUGGCAACCAACCAAUUGCAAAAUCCCGAGAUUUAACGGCCUUGAUUUUGCGAUAAAAAUGAGAGGGAAAACUGUGAUGUUCGUGGGUGAUUCACUUGGGAUUAAUCAGUGGCAGUCGUUGAUUUGCAUGAUAUCAGCUGGGAUUCCUGCUGGUUCACCGACACAAACUAUCAGAGGAGAUCCUCUCUCUACAGUCAAGUUCCUGGAGUAUGGUGUCACGGUGUCGUUUUACCGAGCUCCAUACCUUGUAGAUAUUGAUAUUAUACAAGGUAAACGAGUGCUCAAAUUAGAAGACAUGAGAGAGAAUGCUAAAGCUUGGAGAGGUGUAGACGUGUUGUCGUUUAACACGGGUCAUUGGUGGAGUCACAAGGGAUCUCUUCAAGGGUGGGAUUAUAUGGAAUCAGAAGGGAGAUUUUACCAAGAUAUGGAUAGAUUGGUUGCCUUAGAGAAAGGGCUAAGAACUUGGGGAAGAUGGGUUGAUAGCAACAUUGAUACCAGAGUGACAAAAGUUUUCUUUCAGUGUAUUUCUCCCACACAUUACAACCCGAGUGAAUGGAAUGGAGGGGCUACAACAACCUCAAAGAGCUGUUACGGUGAGACGACACCAAUGAGUGUCCGCGGCGGCCUUGCCUACCUAGGGGGAUAUUCAGAUCAAAUGAGGCUGUUGGAAACAGUUGUAAGAGACAUGAAGAACCCUCCCUUUCUACUUGACAUUACAUUGCUUUCAGAAAUGAGAAAAGAUGCACAUCCCUCAAUCUACAGUGGAGAUCUCACCCCAGGACAAAGGGCUAAUCCCGACCAUUCAGCUGAUUGUAGCCAUUGGUGUCUUCCUGGAUUGCCAGAUACUUGGAACCAAAUUUUCUACACCGCUUUAUUCUACUUACAUUAGUGCAUGUUUCGUACAUAGAACGUAUAGGACAAUAAAAUGGACAAUACUGUCUAACACUUCUUACUAAAAUGUCAUUAAUGUAGUAGUGUUCUUACCCCAGCCUCCCACCCCAUUAAACCUAUUCUACAUUUAUAGUUGUGUUGCUAUAUAUAUAGGUAUUGUUCUUAGUCCAUUCAAGAAGAGGAUGCAACUUCCCUCUUCACUAUAUACAGUGUUAGAGAUUACAACUGGUGAUUUAUUUGGUUUGAAACCUUCAGAGGAUGUAAUGUAAAAAAUGCAGUUAUAUGUAAUUUUUUUCUGAACUAUCUCUGUUUGGCAAAGCUUAAAGAA
Olea europaea var. sylvestris is the source of this 1740-nucleotide messenger RNA. RefSeq names its product protein PMR5-like. Gene Ontology annotation, cellular component: Golgi apparatus. The record is from RefSeq and is a predicted model, not a curated record. NCBI's taxonomy places the organism in Eukaryota, Viridiplantae, Streptophyta, Magnoliopsida, Lamiales, Oleaceae. Gene Ontology annotation, molecular function: O-acetyltransferase activity. The transcript has 4 exons. Bases 226 to 1410 code for a protein of 394 amino acids.